CCGCCUCCUCCCGCCUCCAAAGUCUGCGGAGCUCGGAGGACCUCCAGUUCGCCGGCUUCCUCCCUCAGAUCCACACAGUCGCAGGCCGGGAUCGCCCCUUCACGCAUCCAAAUGGGUGUAUCUCGCGAUCCAAACCCUAGCCGGAGCAGCCGCGCCGGUGCCCCUCCUCGCCACCGGCAUCCAACCGCCAGCAGGGCCUACUCCCGGGUGCCCCUUCCCCACCUCCCCUCCUCCUGGCCCCGGUUGAAGAACCCUACAACGGGGGAGGCGAGAGAGGUCCCCCUCCUCAUCGUCGGGCUCGGGUCUGCGGGGACGGGCAAGGCGGCGACACGGUGGCUCUCAGGCCACGCCCGGUGACCACGAACGGCGGGAGGAAUGCACCAGCUCGCGGUGGCGCAAUGGUUUCGAUUGGGAGGCACGGAGGGAAAGCUGCCUGUCGCCUGCCGUGUGCUGGUGCUGCUGGCGUCUUCAGGCGACCACGUCCGUCAGCUGCUGCUGCCGGCGACGUUCCUGACCUGCUGCUGGCCACCACGGCAAUUUGCUGCUCCCGGUGACGUCCCUUUCAUUCUCCAUGUUUCUUUGUUCCUGUUGAGUGUGCAUGCAGUAGAUAAAGAACCCAUGCAUGUAUGCAAAAUAGACAUUGCUGAAUCGAUCUUCCAACAAUCUUGUAUGAUGUUUGUCCAAGGUCACACAUGGCACCAGCAUGAGGUGGCUGCGGAUGUUUGUUUCACCGUGAUAAGCGUCGAAGGACUCCGUGGGGAGUCACACAACUCUAGGAAUAUGUGUGUACAUGGGAUUGUCAGAUUGACACAUGCAUAUGGUAUUAUCAUUUAUGCCGAAGAUUUGUUGAGAACUGACUUCAAUAUGAGGUACUUACAACUGUUAAAGAUCUCCACGGCUCCACCUCAUAAGUUAUAUGCCCAUCGAGAUUUUGUAUUCAGUAUAGAUCCUUAAUUACCUGAACUUUUGAACAGUGCAAUUCUUCAGACUUCUCUAAGGAGCCGACAUGGUAAAAAAAAACUCUUAACGAAGAAUUCCAGUUUCUGUCAUAAUCUGAUCCAUUUGCUCAUUCUUGGCUUCUUGGGUUGCUAAGCAUUAACCUUCAGCAUUUGUUGUCAUGUACAGGGCCUCUGAAUUCACUCAGUCUAUACAUAAAGAACAUGUCUUGCAGUUCUACCUUGGGACAGACUCUAACGCAUGACUCUUGCACUAGAAUGGUCAUGAUUGGGUGGUGCGUGUACCUUCGACUUCACAAAAUGGGAUAAUGGGUGUUGACUUGCUGAACGUGUGGCUCCGUAACGCAAACACGCUAGAAAACGAACCACUAAACAGGAAGGGAAUUGCCCUCUAUAUAUGUCCCAUUUUCAGUGCUUGUAUAGGUGAAACCGUGUUUCUUCACAAAACAUAUGUUUUCGCAGCGAAGCUAGCCAAUGUGAAAUUGUUGGUUUAAGAAAUAAUUUCACACACAUGUCUGUACAUUUUGAAGUCUAUAAAUUCCUCCAUGUCAACUGGCAUAUUUAUCUCUCCUUUUCUUACAUUGGCUCCUAGAUUAAAUUACUUGUAAUCUGAGUUGAUUUUCUGGUACAGGGAGAUUGUUGUGUUAAAUUAUAUGACAUCCAGUUUUUUUGAAGGUAUAUAAAGUAGUAUGGCUGAACAUUAAGUAAUUGGCGCUACCCUGUAAAUUAGUUGGCGUACUGUUCAGAUGCCCGUGAGCAGGCAUCCUUUGUGUUUUAGUUGCACAGUUUCUUGGCUUUCCUUUUUUGGUGCAGAGAGAAACUUUCUGAACUUGCUGGUUUUCCUUGGUGGAGCAUGCACGUGAACUGGUAGGGCUAUGCUUAGUUCUGCUGCCUGCUAAAAUGAUGAUGACUGGGAGGCCGGUUGCUUGGACCUGGCUGGCACAACUGCUCCGAGUUCUUUGAAAUAAGAAGGUCCUGGUAAUAUUAAGGUGUGCAGUCAAACCUUUUCUACAUGCACUUAUUGAUAUGAUUCACUGAAUAAAUAAAUUUAUUUUGAAGUUUGUAGCCUGUGCG
Molecule: messenger RNA, 2030 nt
Organism: Lolium perenne
Lineage: Eukaryota; Viridiplantae; Streptophyta; Magnoliopsida; Poales; Poaceae
Source: RefSeq, a predicted model, not a curated record